Molecule: messenger RNA, 1347 nt
Organism: Trichoderma reesei QM6a
Lineage: Eukaryota; Fungi; Ascomycota; Sordariomycetes; Hypocreales; Hypocreaceae
Exons: 1
Coding region: 151-1347 (398 amino acids)
Molecular function (GO): 6-phosphogluconolactonase activity; protein binding
Source: RefSeq, a predicted model, not a curated record
CUAUUUACCUACCUACUUAUUUACCUUCAUAUCCAACAACAGCCUCACUUGGACCCAACCAAGUUCACCUCCAUUCACCUACCUCCUAUUCAUUGACUGCUAAACACCACACUGUCGUCUUUAUACACUCCAUCUACACAGCAGUCCACCAUGCUUCGCCGUCUCCUGAUAUCCCGCCCCGGGCACAUCUACCUGGCAACAUACUCUUCCUCCUCCUCCUCCACCAUCCCCAAAAUCACACUCGACCUCGACCUCCCCUUUGCCGGCAAUCCCUCCUGGCUCGCCAUCUCCCCCACAGACCCCAGCCUCCUCUACGCAGUCAACGAAAGCGGCUCAUCCCUGCACCUCUUCGAACUGGACCUCAAGGCCAGCAAGCUGACGCAAAUCGCCCAGCGCGACAACGCCAGCGAGGGCGUCUGCCACCUGGAAUUCAACAAGCAGGGCACCCUCCUCCUCGGGUCCUCGUACGCGCAAGGCGCCAUUGACAUUUGGAACACGGAGGACCCGCGCGAGCCGCGGCUGGUGACGACGCUGCCGUCAAAGGAUCCCGUCGUCGACGCGGGCAGGGCGCCGCAUGCGCACCAGGCGGUGGUUGAUCCGACGGGGCGCUUCUUUGUCGUGAAUGACUUGGGAACGGAUUCGAUGCUCGUCCUGGACGCGCUGAGGCCGCAUGUUCCCGUUGUGCGGAGGGUGACGGUCGAGACUGGGUCCGGGCCGAGGCAUGGCGUGUUUUAUCCUGGUGCUCAGGAGGGCGAGGAAGUGGAGGGGGGCAAGCCGGCGACGCAUUACUUUUUGCUGUGCGAAACGAGUAAUCGCGUGGAGGUCUUUGCGUUGAAGUACAGGGAGGGGGAUAUCGACUUUACGCCCCAGGGAGGCUAUUCUACGUUUGUGAGUGAUGACGGGGAUGGGAAUGCAACGGGGGACGAGGGCGUGCCGAAGAGGGGUGCGUUUGCGGCGGCGGGGGAGAUUGUGCUUUCAAGGGAUAGCAGGCAUCUUUACACGUCGAAUCGGCUGACGACGGACCCGACGGAGACGAUUGCUCAUUUCCGGGUCAUUACGACGGAGGAUGAUGAGGAUGAUGAUGGUGGCGAAGAAGGAAAAGGACUGAAGCUGGAGCUGGUGGGGGAGACGUCGACGAGGGGGAAGCACCCGCGGAUGUUUAGCCUGAGCAAGGAUGGGAGCGAGCUGUUUGUGGGCAACGAGGAGGGCGAGUGGGCGGUUGUGGUGUUGCGGAGGAGGGAGGAUGGGACGUUGGAGGAGGAGCCUGUGGCGGGGAUUCUGAUGGAGGAUGUUGUCAAGGGCGGUGAUGAUGAGAAGGGGCCCAUGUUUGUGCUGGAGGUGGAGUGA